Molecule: messenger RNA, 6738 nt
Organism: Pan troglodytes (chimpanzee)
Lineage: Eukaryota; Metazoa; Chordata; Mammalia; Primates; Hominidae
Gene: KLHL21
Product: kelch like family member 21
Exons: 4
Coding region: 1849-3351 (500 amino acids)
Biological process (GO): protein ubiquitination
Molecular function (GO): protein binding
Source: RefSeq, a predicted model, not a curated record
AUUUUUCGCUUUAUAGCUCAAACAUCUUUCCAUUUCAAUAAAUACAUCAUUAUUCUUCAAGGCUACAUAGUAAGACUGAAAUAUGAUGUUUAAAAAUAAUCCCUGUUAUUGGGAAUACAGAAAAACCGUACUCAAUCCUCAACUAUGGAAACAUUAUUGAUUUAAUCAUUGGACUUACGCAAGAUGGGUAAGCUGACCCAGGGGACGGGAGUUCUUUUCCCUACAAACAUUCCACUUCCUGGCUACUCAGCCUUUCUUGUCACAAAGCCUGUGCAAGGAAGCUAUUGGCCCUGCUCCUGGGCCCAGGAAUGCUGCCGCUGCCUUGAAUAGCUGUGUGAACAGUCCUUCUAUGGGCAACAGGCGGCCCGCCUGGGUACCUGAAUGUUUUCUGAUUUGGGCCUGUGCUGCCCAUGCUCACCCUGAAAUUCAGACCAGAUGCAUUCUUAUGGCAAAAUGACGUGAAACUCUUAAGUAGAAGAGAAAGCCUGCGGUUCUCAUUUCAGAGGUGGAAUAAAAACAAAAUGUCUUCUGGAAACGCUACGCGGCCCUAGACCUCGCUGGAACCAGGGAAUGAUAGCCAGCUCCCAUGCGCGUGGCCUGCUCUGGGACCCACGUGGGCGGGCGCCUUCCUCAGGAAUGCGUUCUCAAAGGCCCACCGGUGUAGGGGGGCUGGAAAACAGCACAAACCCAAGUGUUCUCUGCAAAGCAGCAGUCCUGGUGGUGAAAUAGGGGUCUUUUCUAAAACUGAGCAAAGCCUACCUUCCACUGAGGAAAAAAUGGCCUCCAAGGGAGGGCUCUUUUUCCCCUACAAGUGACAUUCAAAGUGGUGCUGUCUCUAUCGGAACUAAAAUAAGGGCGAUUCCUUCUUUCACCAUUCCCCACGCAGUACAAGUGACGGCGGGACUGUGCUUAGUGGCGUCAUCUAGUUUCAAGGCGGUCUCCUAUCUGACUUUGAGCCCUCGCUCUUUAUACCCAGUUACCCUCUCGUGGAGUCCGAGCAGCUGCUUCAGGGAGGCCCGGGAGCCCCUAGGGCGGGCAGCCCCGGAGCCCGCAGCUGCGACACAGACUCGGAAACUACAACUGCGCGUGAAGCCGACUAAAGUUAACGCCUGUGUGGUUGAGUCAGAAGCUCUUUCAGGAACACAGGAGUGGGGCCGACUCCUGGAAUCCGGCCCCGGGUCGCUUAUAAAUGCGCCGAGAAAAAAACGUCACCGAAAAACUUUAUACGCGUUCCUGCUUUGGUCCAGAAUGGUAAAAAGCCUGUCCUUUGAGUGUGUCCCGUGAUGGGGUUAACUAGCAACCCUUGAAACUAGUGGAACUCAAAAGCAAAACAAAAAGCCAUUGUACCCAGCCGCCCCGGGACCUGGGCCGGCGCCCUUGGGAAGUCUGGCGUGAAAGGAGGGGUGGCUUUGGUUUCAGGGCCGAGCUCGCCUCUCCCGGGUUGGGUUCAGCAGCCGGGCCGGGUGGGUCGUGGGCAACCCCGGGAGGCCCCCGGUCCCGGCGCGCGGCGAGGCCGCCCUCGGAGCUGGCACUUGUCACUCGCUGUCCCCGGCCCGGGCGUCAGCGGGGAGACGCAGAAGGGCGGAGGGAGGGAGCCGGCCGCGGACAGCGGUGACUCAGCCUGCGGAGCCGGGGGCGGGCGCCGCGCGGGGGACAGGCGAGCCCGCACUCGCGGGGGGCGGUGGCGCCGGGCAUAGAGGGGUUAAGGGGGCGGUGCAGACGUCUCCCCGCCCAUCCCGCCCCUCGAGAGCCGCGGCGCCCCGCCCUAUUUAUAGCAGCGGUGCCUAGAGCGCCGCGUCUCUCCGCAGGCCCCGGCCGCGGCGUCCUCGACAACCUAGUGAAGGCGCCAUGGAGCGACCGGCGCCCCUGGCCGUGCUUCCCUUCUCGGACCCCGCGCACGCCCUGAGCCUGCUGCGCGGCCUGAGCCAGCUCCGCGCGGAGCGCAAGUUCCUGGACGUGACCCUGGAGGCGGCGGGCGGGCGCGACUUCCCGGCGCACCGUGCAGUGCUGGCCGCCGCCAGCCCCUACUUCCGCGCCAUGUUCGCGGGGCAGCUGCGCGAGAGCCGCGCCGAGCGGGUGCGCCUGCACGGAGUGCCUCCCGACAUGCUGCAGCUGCUGCUGGACUUCAGCUACACGGGCCGCGUGGCGGUAAGCGGCGACAAUGCUGAGCCGCUGCUGCGCGCCGCCGACCUGCUGCAGUUCCCGGCCGUGAAGGAGGCGUGCGGGGCCUUCCUGCAGCAGCAGCUCGACCUGGCCAACUGCCUGGACAUGCAGGACUUCGCUGAGGCCUUCAGCUGCUCGGGACUGGCGAGCGCGGCGCAGCGGUUCAUUCUGCGCCACGUGGGCGAGCUGGGCGCCGAGCAGCUGGAGCGGCUGCCACUGGCGCGCCUGCUGCGCUACCUGCGGGACGACGGGCUGUGUGUGCCCAAGGAGGAGGCCGCCUACCAGCUGGCGCUGCGCUGGGUCCGCGCUGACCCGCCGCGCCGCGCCGCGCACUGGCCGCAGCUGCUGGAGGCCGUGCGCCUGCCCUUCGUGCGCCGCUUCUACCUGUUGGCGCACGUCGAGGCCGAGCCGCUGGUGGCGCGCUGCCCACCCUGCCUGCGCCUGCUGCGCGAGGCGCGCGACUUCCAGGCGGCGCGCUACGACCGCCACGACCGCGGGCCCUGCCCCCGAAUGCGUCCUCGCCCGUCCACCGGUCUCGCCGAGAUCCUCGUGCUCGUGGGCGGCUGCGACCAGGACUGUGACGAGCUGGUCACUGUCGACUGCUACAACCCGCAGACGGGUCAGUGGCGCUACCUGGCCGAGUUCCCAGACCACCUGGGCGGAGGCUACAGCAUCGUGGCGCUGGGCAAUGACAUCUACGUGACGGGUGGGUCCGAUGGCUCCCGGCUCUAUGACUGCGUGUGGAGGUACAACUCAAGCGUGAACGAGUGGGCGGAGGUGGCGCCCAUGCUGAAGGCCCGCGAGUACCACAGCUCCUCUGUGCUGGACGGACUGCUGUACGUGGUGGCCGCCGACAGCACCGAGCGCUAUGACCACACCACCGACUCCUGGGAGGCCCUGCAGCCCAUGACCUACCCCAUGGACAACUGCUCCACCACUGCGUGCCGUGGCCGGCUCUAUGCCAUCGGCUCCCUGGCCGGCAAGGAGACCAUGGUAAUGCAGUGCUACGACCCGGACACCGACCUGUGGUCGCUGGUGGACUGCGGCCAGCUCCCGCCCUGGUCCUUCGCCCCCAAGACUGCGACUCUAAACGGACUCAUGUACUUUGUCAGGGAUGACUCCGCCGAGGUGGACGUGUACAACCCGACGAGGAACGAAUGGGACAAGAUCCCGUCCAUGAAUCAGUAAGCUGCACAUAGUCGUAGCAAAUUUGGGAAAGAUGGAAGGAAUCAUCCAGCCUCGCGGUUCAGAGCCCAGCUCUGCCACUGUCAGCCAUGCAAGCCUCAGUUUUCCCAUCUGUAACAUGGGGAGAACAGCACUGCUCAGCCCAGAGGGCCACUGCAGAGAUUCUGAGAGAGAACGUAGGAAGCGCUGCUCGGCACGACCUGCACACGGGAGGCCUGGUGCUGCAGCGGGCACCCUCAUCACCAUAGGGAAGGCCCAGCUGCCUCCGGGGAGGCCCGUUCUCCUAGGCAGGGUGUUGGAAAGGGGUUGGCCUCUCUGCUGCUUUCUGGGAGAGCCAAGGCCACCCCUCUGGGGUACUGACAGGGCAUGCCUUGUCUCCAGUGGUUCCCCAGGUGGGGCCCUGCCCUACCCUCUCCUCUGACCUCCACUCACUCAUCCCUUUGGCCCACAGGUACAUGUGGGGGGCAGCCUGGCCGUCCUUGGGGGAAAGCUGUACGUCUCUGGGGGAUACGACAAUACAUUUGAACUCUCAGACGUGGUAGAGGCCUAUGACCCAGAGACUCGGGCAUGGAGCGUGGUGGGGCGGCUCCCAGAACCCACCUUCUGGCAUGGCAGUGUCAGCAUCUUCCGCCAGUUCAUGCCCCAGACCUUCUCGGGUGGGCGUGGCUUCGAGUUGGACAGUGGCAGCAAUGACAUGGACCCAGGCCGACCCCGGCCGCCGCGGGACCCUGAUGAGCUGCACUAGCCCCAGUCUGGCCCGGCACGGGCCUCGGUGCAGGUAACUGGCACCUCUGCGGGGCAGUGCCCCCACUCCUUUGUGCACAAGGACAGGUUGGGCUCACAGGAGGAGCACAGGCUCUUGGGUGGCGAAGCCAGCCCAGGAUCCAUUACCUGGAAGGUUUCUAUACCUUGAGAGCCUGAAUCAGAGGCCGUCGGGAACGCCCUCCCUGCAGUUGAGGAAGAGCCACUUUCCUGCCAGCACAUGUUUCUGGGUCUUGGAGGUCACCCCCACCCCGCGGAUCACAGCUCACCCACGCGGCGCACACCCCUCCUGCCGUUGUCAUCUGCACCUACUUGUUCCCACCUUGGGAGAGGACGACUUGGGAGGGAUGCGUGAAGGGAGAAGGGUCCUCCCAUGAGGCUGAGGAUGGCCUGAACCUGGAGCAGCGGACCAGGCAGACAGGCUGAAGUGGGGUCCCAAAUUCCAUGUCCAGAGGUGUGGGGAGCCUGCCUCCCUAGCUCCUGGCCCCUGCCAGGGGCUUACAUCAAAACACCUCAGAGGGCUGCCCUCCAGAGGCUGCACCCAGAACAGUGGGACAUGAGCAGGGGUGUGGGCUUGGAGGGUGAAGAGGAUGUGGUCCUAUCAGAUGCUGGGCCUCCUCAGCCAUAGCCCCCUGCUCCCACCCCCUGACUGGCUCUUGUGUCCUCACCUCUCACCCUCUCCUUCCCAGGAGGCCCUGGGAGGUGAUCAUUGACACCCAGCCAAGCAGACAGCUGCGGGUGCCCAAGCCCUUGCUGGGCCUGCGCGUGAGGAGUCCCACUGCUUCUAAAGGAAGUCCUGGGCAGGAGGUGGCUUUGGUGGUUGGUUCCAAAGUUGAAAAUGCUUGCAGUUUGACCUUAGAAGAAGUGGGAAGAAGAAGGAGCUCUACAGGGUCAGCUUUGUUUGAUUUUUCCAGUCUAAGAAGUCCCAUUGCCAAAGCUUUCUGCAGGAGCUCCCGGGUGAAUGCCGCAGCUUGGCAGCCCCUGGUUUUCUCUUGGAAAUGGUCAGUUUCCCCUCAAAGUACCCAAAGUAGCCUUGGCUUGAGUUUUUGUCUUUGCCUCCUUUUUAGAGAAGAGGGCAUUUAGACUGCAUUUUCCUCGUUAAAGAAGGUUAAAGCAAAUGUUUAUUGCCUUUUCUAGUGAACUAACUCAUAGAGAUGUUCUCAGCAGGAAGACAGUCUUAGCACUGUCACUUAGCAGAUUGCACUUAAGUCCCUUGUGCUGGCCAGAUGGCAUGGCUGGUUGCCUUAAUAUGUCCCAGGACCCCUGACAGGGCUGCCUGGCCUCUCCCUCAUGCUCCUCAAGAGCCCAGUCCAUACACUGUGGAUGUCAUUGCUGUCGGGUUAGGAAGUCUUGUCCUAGAACGCCCUGGCUGGUAUGACCACAGUUCAUGGCGGCUCUUCUCGCUUGGGUCAUGGUCAUCUUCCAGCACCUGCUGUGCUGGGAAGGCCGAGGAUGGGGGCCCAGCACUGUCCAGGCCUGCUGGGGCCUGGCUGGGAGUCCUGUGGGCAGCAUGGAACGUGCAGCUGGGCUUCCUGUGACCAGGCACCCUCUGGCACUGUUGCUUGCCCUGUGCCCUGGACCUUUUCCUGCCCUUCUCCUUCCUCUGCUCCCUUGGGGCUACCCCUUGGCCCCUCCUGGUCUGUGCAAACUCCCUCAGGGAGCUCCCCUGCCCUGUAGCUCUCGCUUAACUUCCUAGGGGCUGCUGAGCCCACCCAGAGGUUGUUGGAGUUCAGUAGGGCAGCUUGUCUCCCUUGUCAGCAGGGGUGUAAGGGCCGGGUUUGGCCAUACAAGGUUGGCUACGCCCUCAAUCCCUGACCGUUCCAGGCACUGAGCUGGGCACCCAAGGAAGGACAUGCUGUCCAGACUGUGUGAUGACUGCCAGCACAGGGCAUCUCGGGCUUGGCUGGUCUGCAAGGCCUUGCCCCUGUGGAACUCUGGGUUCCUGUUUUCUCAGUCUUUUUGCGGCUUUGCUGUGGUUGGCAGCUGCCGUACUCCAGGCUUGUGGCGGCCACUCAGAUGAGGGCUGUGGUGCGAGCCAGUGCAGGAGAGCUGCGCUUGGGAUUGUGCCCUCUCCUGUGUCUGUCCUCCGGACCUACCCAGGUCUCCACCAUCAGGACCCUGUCUUUGGGUUUAGAAGACCAAGUACGGGGAAGACCAGGCACCAGCCUCUGCAGCAAUGGGUUCCUCUAGCCUGUGGACACCAGCUGGGGGAUCCAGGGUCAGGCCCCCUCCUCUCCCCAGUUCCCCUCUGCUGUGGGUUCUGGGCUGUCAUGUCCCCACCACUUAAGGAUGUCUUUACACUGACUUCAGGACAGAUGCUGGGAUGCCUGGGCAUGGCCACAUGUUACAUGUACAGAACUUUGUCUACAGCACAAAUUAAGUUAUAUAAACACAGUGACUGGUAUUUAAUGCUGACCUACUAUAAGGUAUUCUAUAUUUAUAUGACUUCAGAGACGUGUAUGUAAUAAAGGACGCCCUCCCUCCAGUGUCCACAUCCAGUUCACCCCAGAGGGUCGGGCAGGUUGACAUAUUUAUUUUUGUCUAUUCUGUAGGCUUCCAUGUCCAGAAUCCUGCUUAAGGUUUUAGGGUACCUUCAGUACUUUUUGCAAUAAAAGUAUUUCCUAUCCA